UGCAGGACUUACUGACCCUCUCUGGACUCUCAGUGCUCCUUCUACCUACCAGCCAUGAGGACUCUCUGCUCUGUGCUGCUGAUAUGCUGCCUCCUUUUCUCAUCUACCACCCCAGCUCUUGGAAAUUUUUACCAACUUAUAAGACAAAAACAACGUCAAUGGUGCCUCAACCAUCAAGCAUACUGUCUCGUUCCCAUGUGUCCUCCUAAUACCAUGCAUUUGGGUGGCUGUGAAGACGAUUUGCACUGCUGCAAGGACAUGAAAUGAUUGGAAGGAAGUCAAGUGACAGAUGUGUAACCGAUGUUUUAAUAAAGAAAACAAUUUUUAA
Molecule: messenger RNA, 328 nt
Organism: Arvicanthis niloticus (Nile rat)
Lineage: Eukaryota; Metazoa; Chordata; Mammalia; Rodentia; Muridae
Product: beta-defensin 11-like
Source: RefSeq, a predicted model, not a curated record